Messenger RNA from Penicillium verrucosum, 648 nucleotides. RefSeq lists its product as uncharacterized. Lineage: Eukaryota; Fungi; Ascomycota; Eurotiomycetes; Eurotiales; Aspergillaceae. The transcript has 3 exons. The record is from RefSeq and is a predicted model, not a curated record. Bases 1 to 648 code for a protein of 215 amino acids.
AUGCGUCUUGUCAAUGUGGCUGCUUUUGCCUGCGCUGUAAUUAGUGCCAGCGCAUUCGAAUUCCCCGACUUUGUCCCUCUGCACCGACGCCAGGACCCCGGCACUCCUGCGUACGAAUGUCACGCCAACUGUGGCGGCGUAAUUACCGCCGGCCGUACUAACGGAUACUGUGAUGCCGACGACUUCAAGACCGAAUUGACCGAUUGCUUGAACUGUGCUGUUGAGUUUGAAAUUUGGAAGUAUUACGGUGGCUCCGUGUCUAAGGCUGCCACUGCAUGUGGAUUGGAUGCCACCCCGGUCGAAGCGUCUUCAACCUCAGCUGGAGCACCUGCUAUCUCGGCUGAAAGGUCUUCUACCGUUACACCUGUUAGUGCUACCACUACAGAGAAGAGCGUAAAUCUCACUGUGACGACUGAUGCGGUCACCUCCUCUACUGGUACUACGGUCACUUCAACUUCCGUGAGCCCCCCGCGUGUUUCUGGUUCUUCUCGCCCAUCGUCAUUGAUUCCUUCGGCAAUACCUGCUGGAAGCUCGACUGUUAGCACCCCUUCCUCCUCUCCCGUAUACACUGGUGGUGCUACGAUCAAUGCGGGCAGUGGAUUGGUCUCUGGUGCUUUUGCUGGUUGUCUUAUUGCAGCCUUCAUGUAA